Camarhynchus parvulus is the source of this 591-nucleotide messenger RNA. RefSeq names its product protein TEX261-like. Gene Ontology annotation, biological process: endoplasmic reticulum to Golgi vesicle-mediated transport. The coding region runs from base 1 to 591 and encodes 196 amino acids. Gene Ontology annotation, cellular component: Golgi membrane; COPII-coated ER to Golgi transport vesicle; endoplasmic reticulum membrane. Gene Ontology annotation, molecular function: COPII receptor activity. The transcript has 8 exons. The record is from RefSeq and is a predicted model, not a curated record. Lineage: Eukaryota; Metazoa; Chordata; Aves; Passeriformes; Thraupidae.
AUGUGGUUCAUGUACGUGCUCAGCUGGCUGUCCCUGCUCGUGCAGGUGGCCUUUUGUCACCUUGCUGUCCCCGCAGCGGCCGGGCUCUAUUACCUGGCCGAGCUGAUCGAGGAGUACACGGUGGCCACCAGGAGGAUCAUCAAAUCCAUGAUCUGGGUGAGUCUGGCAACCCUUAUUUCCCUCUUUUUAUCCCCAUUUUUCCCCAACAUUUCCCCCAUUAUUGGCUCUUUCAGUAACCUCGUGUACCUGGGGCUGAAUUUGGGGUUCCCCUGCAUCGUGCUCACCUCCUCCAACUUCCUCCUCUCCUGCGUUUUGGUCGUGGUCAAUCACUACCUGGCCUUUCAAUAUUUCGCCGAGGAAUUUUAUCUUUUCUCCGAGGUCCUGGCUUAUUUCACCUUCUGCCUGUGGCUGAUUCCCUUCGCCUUCUUCGUGUCGCUGUCGGCCGGGGAGAACGUCCUGCCCUCCACGGUGCAGCCCGGAGCACGCCGUCCCAAUUAUUUCACCAAGGGGAAAAAGAGGGCUCCCGAUUCUCCUGAUUUUCUCCCCUUCAUCAAGGAAGCCAUCCUGCCCAGCAGGCAGAAAAUUUACUGA